Messenger RNA from Pongo pygmaeus (Bornean orangutan), 2693 nucleotides. RefSeq names its product melanocortin 3 receptor (gene MC3R). The transcript has 2 exons. The record is from RefSeq and is a predicted model, not a curated record. Bases 169 to 1251 code for a protein of 360 amino acids. Gene Ontology annotation, molecular function: melanocortin receptor activity. Gene Ontology annotation, biological process: G protein-coupled receptor signaling pathway. Lineage: Eukaryota; Metazoa; Chordata; Mammalia; Primates; Hominidae. Gene Ontology annotation, cellular component: membrane.
UAGCGACAAGUAACACAUCCCCUGUCUUGCCAUGAAAAGAGCUGUAACUGUAGCAACCGGUGGCAAGUUUUCUGUUCCCAGGUGGGGAAGUGAGGAGAGACAAACAGAGGGGUGAGAGGGAGACAGAAGGAAGACAGCUGAGGAGAAUAAACUCUAAGUCCAGAUUGAAUGAGCAUCCAAAAGAAGUACCUGGAGGGAGAUUUUGUCUUUCCUGUGAGCAGCAGCAGCUUCCUACAGACCCUGCUGGAGCCCCAGCUCGGAUCAGCCCUUCUGUCAGCAAUGAAUGCUUCGUGCUGCCUGCCCUCUGUUCAGCCAACACUGCCUAAUGGCUCCGAGCACCUCCAAGCCCCUUUCUUCAGCAACCAGAGCAGCAGCGCGUUCUGUGAGCAGGUCUUCAUCAAGUCCGAGGUUUUCCUGGCCCUGGGCAUCGUCAGUCUGCUGGAAAACAUCCUGGUUAUCCUGGCCGUAGUCAGGAACGGCAACCUGCACUCCCCGAUGUACUUCUUUCUCUGCAGCCUGGCGGUGGCCGACAUGCUGGUAAGUGUGUCCAAUGCCCUGGAGACCAUCAUGAUCGCCAUCGUCCACAGCGACUACCUGACCUUCGAGGACCAGUUUAUCCAGCACAUGGACAACAUCUUCGACUCCAUGAUCUGCAUCUCCCUGGUGGCCUCCAUCUGCAACCUCCUGGCCAUCGCCGUCGACAGGUACGUCACCAUCUUUUACGCGCUCCGCUACCACAGCAUCAUGACCGUGAGGAAGGCCCUCACCUUGAUCGUGGCCAUCUGGGUCUGCUGCGGCGUCUGUGGCGUGGUGUUCAUCGUCUACUCGGAGAGCAAGAUGGUCAUUGUGUGCCUCAUCACCAUGUUCUUCGCCAUGAUGCUCCUCAUGGGCACCCUCUACGUACACAUGUUCCUCUUUGCGCGGCUGCACGUCAAGCGCAUAGCAGCACUGCCACCUGCCGACGGGGUGGCCCCACAGCAACACUCAUGCAUGAAGGGGGCAGUCACCAUCACCAUCCUCCUGGGCGUGUUCAUCUUCUGCUGGGCCCCUUUCUUCCUCCACCUGGUCCUCAUCAUCACCUGCCCCACCAACCCCUACUGCAUCUGCUACACUGCCCACUUCAACACCUACCUGGUCCUCAUCAUGUGCAACUCCAUCAUCGACCCGCUCAUCUACGCCUUCCGGAGCCUGGAAUUGCGCAACACCUUUAAGGAGCUUCUCUGUGGCUGCAACGGCAUGAACUUGGGCUAGGAUGCAGGGCCAUGCAAAUGAUCAUCAGUCGGGUCACUUUUGACCCUCCAUCCACCCAAGAUGUUUAGAAAGAAAAAAAUAUAUACUUAGAAGAUACAAAAAUGUGUUAACAGCCAUGAUUGUACUUGUCAUUUAAGUUUACAAAGCCUUUUAAAGGGGAAAAUGGUGAACAACAGAGUCUCUGAAAGGAUUCCAAGAUGGGUAAGUCACAAACUCUGAUUUCCCAAAUAGUCACUGGGAGAAAUCAGCGAAGUCUUCUCUGCGUGCUCUCUGCACUCAUUUCCAAACACCCAGGGUGUGCGAUGCCUGUCUGCUCAUCUGCUCCACACCCACGUCUUCACGCUCCAGGCCAGACCAGACUGAAGGAUUCUCAUGAACAAUAAGGGUGGUUCAGGUCUCUUGCAAGCAAACCUGUUACAGCUACGACCUCCUGCUGCCAGCUACACAGAUAGAUAGCUUUGCACUUAUAACUCCGUAGGAGACUGAGUUCUACUCUAUUAUUCUAUUUACAGUUAGACAAUUGUCUCUUUGUGAAAGGAGCAAUGCUAUGCCAUUUUCCCCUUUUCUUACCCCCAUAUCCCUUCAGUUGUCCCCACCCCCAAAGGUAGCAUGAGGAUGUAACCCACUUCUAUUUUUCUGUUGUUGUGUUGGUGUUUGUUGUUGUUUUGUUUUUAUGGAUUAAGUCUAAGACAACCUUCAAACUAACUCUAACAAAAGAGAGAAAGUGCUUUGGACAAUCAGAAUAUAUUUGUGUACUUGUAUUUUGAUACCUUGCUAUUUUAAGGUAUAAAUUACUCUUUUUAAAAUAACUUCUUUUUUUCUCUCAUUUACUGUUAGCCUUUAAAACAAGAAAGGAAAUCAUGGGUUGGAGUACGUGUGUAUGUGUGUGUGUGUGUGUGUGUGUGUAUAUAUAUAUAUAUAUAUAUCACAAGAAAUUGCUUUACUGUAACUUAAGAUAGUUUGAGAAACCGUAGAACCACUGUGUGACUUUCUUGGGAGCCCUUGUUUCUGCUUAUAGUAAUUGCAUCUCUAUCACAGGACUUCUUCAAUAUUAUCUAUGAAAGAGAAAGUUUUUUUGUUCUUUUCCCUUUUUGCUUGGCAUUGUGUUAAAGUUGAAUGACCCUGUUAUCAAUGUCUAUACCUUAUCAAGUACAGGAAUUCAUUCCUGGGAGCAAAGGGUGAGAUUGGCUGACUAGUGCUGGCAUUGUCAGAUCCUUUUCUGCCCAAGAUAACUUCAAUUUGUGCUUUCUGGCUGUCCCUAUAUCUCCCCGUCACAAAUUCUUAUAUUAAGCUGUGUCUUGGGGUGCAAUUGUGUGUUUCUCUUGUGCUAGCAUAUACUGGGGUUCUUUAAUACUUGAAGAUUUUCUGCUAAUAUAAGCAAAACCAUUCCUUUCUUGCUUUAUGAUAUUUAGAAAUAAUAAAAAGCUUUUAUGGCUGCUAAA